AUGAGGUUUAAAUUCUCUCUCAUGGCCAUAGGCCUGGAAGUUAUUAUAAUUGUCUUAUUUGGAUUAUUUGUUGAAUAUGAGACAACCCAGCAGGUCAAUGCUACAAGAUCCACAAAGACGGACCGAUUUCUUCUUUUGUAUCCCUUAUUCCAGGAUGUGCAUGUCAUGAUAUUCGUUGGGUUUGGCUUCCUCAUGACCUUCCUGAAGAAGUAUGGCUUCAGUGGUGUUGGUUUCAACCUCUUUCUCGCUGCUCUGGGCCUUCAGUGGGGCACAAUUGUGCAGGGACUCCUUCAUGACAAAGGAAAGAAAUUUCACAUUGGAAUCAAAAAUAUGAUAAAUGCAGACUUCAGUACAGCCACGGUUUUGAUUUCUUUUGGCGCUGUUCUGGGUAAAACAAGCCCCGUCCAAAUGAUGAUCAUGACAAUUCUAGAAAUUGCUGUCUUCGCUGCCAAUGAAUAUCUGGUUACUAGCCAAUUUCAGGCCUCUGACACUGGGGCAUCAAUGACAAUCCACGCUUUUGGAGCCUACUUUGGCUUAGCUGUAGCAGGUGUCUUAUAUCGGCCUGGCCUCCGACGGGAACAUAAAAAUGAAGAAUCUGUGUACCACUCUGACUUGUUUGCCAUGAUUGGAACACUUUUCCUUUGGAUAUUUUGGCCCAGCUUUAAUUCAGCCAUUGCUGUAACUGGGGAAAAACAGUACAGGGCCAUUAUCAAUACUUAUUUGUCCCUUGCGGCCUGUGUGAUCGUAGCCUAUGCCUUGUCCAGCCUUGUUGAACGCCGAGGCAGACUGGAUAUGGUUCACAUUCAGAAUGCCACUCUGGCAGGAGGUGUCGCUGUGGGCACAUGUGCAGACAUGGAAAUCCCCCUCUUUGCUGCUAUGGCCAUUGGAAGCAUUGCUGGGAUCAUCUCUGUGCUCGGAUACAAGUUCCUUAGUCCACUGUUAGCUAACAAACUGAUGAUCAAAGAUACGUGUGGAGUCCAUAACCUGCACGGCUUACCUGGUGUCUUCGGAGGCCUUGCCAGCAUUUUGGCCAAAUACUUGGGAAUGUCUACAGUGUCUACCAUGGCUAUGCAGGCAGCAGCACUGGGUUCCUCCAUUGGCUCAGCAAUUGUUGGCGGUUUGGUUACAGGUCUAAUUCUGAAGUUACCUAUCUGGGAUCAGCCCCCUGAUGAGCACUGCUAUGAUGAUUCUGUUUAUUGGAAGGUUCCCAAGGUCAGAGAACUUGAUCCUCAGUUCUUUCAACAUGCGAAUCACAAUCACCUGGAACAUGAAGUCUAGACAUCAUUCCCAAACUCUGCGUCCUCAGCAUUACUGAGAAGAGCCAAGCUGCAGCAAACAAAAGUAUCAUAUUCCCAUACCCAGGGAUAGUGAGAGAUCCAUUCCAGGCCCCAAACGGCCAGUGUAAAAAUGUCUUUAUAUCUGAUAUUAUUCCUUGAUGUUCAAAUGAUUUUUCAAUUGACAGGAAAUUGCCCAUUAAACAGAAUGUCAAGUGGGUUCUUUCCCAGACUGGAAGAAUGACAUAGAAAAUGGCUAGAUGCAUAGUAAAUAUUUGAUUCUAUUCUAGAUAUUUUGCAAAAGAAAUAUAUUUACAUUUAAACCAACACUCCUUGGUCAUGUCAGACAUCACCCACUUUUUAAGUUAGCAUACAAAAUAGUAGUUUUCAUCAUGGCAUCUUUGGACACUUGUAUCAUUACUUUGUUCUUGUCCAUUCCCCUACCUGCUGCAACCCCUUGUAAUUCCUUACCUUCCCCAGCUGAGUCCUUCCUUUCCCCAGUUAGAUAUGGCUUGUUUUAUUACAUGUAUUCCAUCACCAUCCCUUUAAUGUACAUACCAUGUCUUCAGUUCCAAAAAGGAUAAAGUUGGAGUCAAUAAAAUGACAUAGUAAAGAAUUUAUACUACAAGAAUGAAAGAAAUCUU
Molecule: messenger RNA, 1918 nt
Organism: Microtus ochrogaster (prairie vole)
Lineage: Eukaryota; Metazoa; Chordata; Mammalia; Rodentia; Cricetidae
Gene: Rhag
Product: Rh associated glycoprotein
Biological process (GO): ammonium homeostasis; ammonium transmembrane transport
Cellular component (GO): plasma membrane
Molecular function (GO): ammonium channel activity
Source: RefSeq, a predicted model, not a curated record